Molecule: messenger RNA, 1038 nt
Organism: Falco peregrinus (peregrine falcon)
Lineage: Eukaryota; Metazoa; Chordata; Aves; Falconiformes; Falconidae
Product: spidroin-2-like
Exons: 2
Coding region: 1-1038 (345 amino acids)
Source: RefSeq, a predicted model, not a curated record
AUGAGGGGCUGCGGGACCCCAGCCCCCCACGCCGGGUGGGCGCAUGGGCGGCGGGGUCUCCCGGAGCAGCCAGGCAGUUCCCGGGGUGGUGGCUGCCAGUGCGGGAGGGGCAGCCAGGGACGCGGUGCGUCCUCCAACACCCGGUGCCAGGCGGGCGGGGCGCGGCCAGGGCCGGCAAACGCGGCCCCGGCUCCCGGCCAGGCGCGGCACGGCGGUCGCCUCGUCCCCGGCAGCGGCCACAAGCGUGGGGCGCGCCCGUGCGUGCUGACCCCGCGGCGGGGGGCCCGACAGCAGGGGGCGGGCAGCGGGGCUCUGGCUGGCCCCCGCCGCCCCGGCCUCGCCUCCCGCCUGGCUCGGCCCGCCGCCGGUCCGGUCUCCCCUCCCGGGUGCCGGCGGGGGGGGCUUGGCGCGGGGGGGGGCGGGAGCCUGCGGGCCCCCACGGCGGCGUGGGGCGUGGGGCCGGGCCCUCUAAUCGCCUCAGCGGAUCAGGCAGGCCGGGGCCGGUCCCAGGAAUGCGGCUGCGGCAGCGGCGGGAGCCGCCGGGCCGGCUCGCGCACAGGCGCUGAUCGGAGCCAGCCGGUAAUUAGCGGCGCGGCGCUGGCAGCCGCGGCCCUCUGCGGGCCUGCCCCGCUCGCUGCCCCGGCCCCUUCCUCGCACAAGGGGCCAUUGUGUGCGCCGCCGGCCCCACGGGGCGCGGCAGCCUCGGCGCCGCUCCGGUCCCCGCCGCCCCGUCCCCCCGGCACAGCCGGAGCCCCUGGGCCCGGAGCAGGGCGAGGUGGUGGCACUGCGGCCGCGCGGGUGCCCGGAGGCACGGGGCGCUGGUGGCGCAACCCCGGGCACCGGCGGAGCCCCGCGGCUGCCGGGCGUCCCGCCUCGCCGACCUGCGCCCCCGGCCCGGGGUGCGGUGGGGGCGGGCGGGGACCGAUCCGGCGCGGUGCGGGGUCUCCCGGGCAGGCUGGCUCCAGGCGCCACUCUGCAGGGCUGGCACGAGCCGCUGAGCCGCUGCCGGCCGGCUGCCCAGCUGUGCCUGCCCGGUGA